This is a messenger RNA of Darwinula stevensoni, 1246 nucleotides long. The record is from the annotation of a GenBank genome assembly. Lineage: Eukaryota; Metazoa; Arthropoda; Ostracoda; Podocopida; Darwinulidae.
AAUUUUUUUUUUUCUGACGGGAAACUUCUGUCGGUCACAUGAGCCGGGGCUACUCGAUUCAGCCAUUCGGAGAUUCUUCAAGAAAACUUCUUCCUGAAGUCCCUUAUGAAACUGAUUCAUGGAAGGAAGACGAAGCGAUGUGUUUUGUCAUUGGUCGGCGUCUUUCUCGCACUCUUCCUGCUUCGACCUGACUGCCUUCCGAGCAUUCAAAUUUCAUGGUCGCAGUCUGAGUCGGAUGACGGCCUGGUCGAACCAGGGUGGGAGGACUUGAGGAUCUUCUGCCUGGUUUUGACGCAACCGAAGCGGAAGAUGUCUCAUGCUAUUCCCAUCAAGAAAACCUGGGGAAGGAAAUGCAACCAGCUACUCUUCGUCAGCACGAAAGAAGACGAAGAAUUGCCUUCAAUCGGAGUGACUGCAAAAGGGGAAAGUCGGGAAAUCCUGUGGCAGAAAUCCCGAGAAGCUUGGCAGUACAUCCACGACCACCAUCGAGAUGGUUUCGACUGGUAUAUCCGGACUGAUGACGAUGCGUACGUGGUGAUGGAGAAUCUGAGGUACUUCCUGGCCUCCAAGAAAAAAGAGGAUCUCAUCGCCUACGGAUAUAAAUUUAAGAGGAAAGGCUCUGGCGCGUAUUUUUCUGGAGGACCCGGUUACGUGAUGACUCGUCCAGCGAUGAUCCAGAUGGUGACUCAAGCGCUACCCAUGAAAAAUAACAGCUGUCUUCCCUCGGGUGGUCAAUUUGAGGACUGGAAAAUGGGUCAAUGUCUGGAGAACGUGGGGGUCACCCUUGGAGACGACCGAGACGUUGAAGGCCGCUCCCGCUUUUUCCCAUUGAAUGUUGGCGGUCAUAUCAUGUUCGGUGCCAAUCCACCGAUCGGUCCCUGGUCGAAUCUCACCUGGUUCGAGAAGAUUACGUUCUAUCCGCCCAGGCUGGGAUUCCAAUGCUGUUCCCCAAGCGGCAUAUCCACUCACUAUGCCAACGGAUACCAGAUGUAUUUACUCGAGUAUGCCAUCUAUCAUCUCCGGAUCUACCGCAUGGAUUAGGCAGAUCCCUCAUAUUUUGACUUGAAAAAUAUAAUGUGGCCAGCGUUUUUCAUAUUUUAUCUCAGAGUAAGCACUUCUGGAAAAAAUUUCCAAAAAAAUAAUGGUUAGAAAUGUGUUUAAGAACUAAACAGAAUUAAGAGCAAGAAUAAAAUUUUGCAUUUUAGCGUUAUUUUCAAUGUUGAAGCAUUUCUGAUCUGAUGGAGCA